Gossypium raimondii (Peruvian cotton) is the source of this 843-nucleotide messenger RNA. RefSeq names its product proton pump-interactor 1-like. The transcript is spliced from 4 exons. Lineage: Eukaryota; Viridiplantae; Streptophyta; Magnoliopsida; Malvales; Malvaceae. The coding region runs from base 1 to 843 and encodes 280 amino acids. The record is from RefSeq and is a predicted model, not a curated record.
AUGUGCUAUUCUUUUAAGACUUCCAUUUCUUGUAAAGCGAGCUGUUCUUUAAAGAAGGAAGCCAACCUCAAAAACGCUGAGGCGAUCACUAAGGCAGCUAAGAGAAAAUACUAUGAGGAAACCGAAAAGUUAAGUGAAUUGCAGUACCAGUUCAAAGCUGCAAAUGACAUCCAACAAGAAGCGUAUGCGCAGUUGCAACGUUUGAAGAAACAAUCAUAUGAGAAGAAUAAACACUUUUGGCAGUACAAGGAUGAUUUAAAUAAAGCGAAUGAGUUGGCUUCGAAAGGGUAUAAAGUGGCACUCCAAAAUUUUUGUAUUAACCAGAUCGAACACAAGAGGAAGUGGCGGUGGCAAAAAGCUGAAAAGGUACUUGCGGCAAAGGUUGUGGAGAAAAAGAAGCUCAUGCAAUCUGCUCCUACAGAAAGUGUUUCAGCAACUGCUUCUAAUAGGGGUAAAAUCAAAGAGGCGGAAGAAGAGAAGCCGAAGAGAACAGAGGAGGAGGAAUCGGACAGGAAGGCAGAGGAAUUGAGUAAGGAAGAUGAAGCGGCUAAAUCAAAGGACCAACGCCGGUCGGAGGAGGUAGCUAAAGCUAAGGAAGCACUAGAAAGGAAGAGGGGAAAGGCAGAGAAGGCCAAAGCUCGAGAGGCUAAACGAGCUGCUAAUGAAGCCGUCGCUAAACCACCACAAAACUUCCGGCACAGCCAACAUAGGGAGAAAACCUCAACAGAGGAGGCCAAAGCACGCAACUGUCGAAGAAGGCUCCAUCAACACCAACACCCACCCCUGACGUCGCCGGUGGCGGGCAUCUCAUCUGGGGUUGACAAAAAUAUUAACGUCGGCUGA